AUGCUAGGCUUGAAUGGUACUCCCUUCCAGCCAGCCACACUACAGCUGACAGGCAUUCCUGGGAUGAACACAGGCCAAGCUUGGAUUGCCCUGAUUUUCUGUUUCCUUUACUUCAUCUCCAUUGCAGGCAACCUCAGUAUCCUUGCUCUGGUCAUUCUGGAACCUCCUCUACACCAACCCAUGUACUAUUUCCUCUCUAUGCUCUCUCUCAAUGACUUGGGAGUGUCCCUAUCUACACUUCCUACCGUGCUUGCUACCUUCUGUUUCAAUUACCGCCAUGUUGGUUUUGAUGCCUGCCUGGUCCAGAUGUUCUUCAUUCACACGUUUUCUUUCAUGGAAUCAGGCAUACUACUUGCCAUGAGCUUUGAUCGUUUUGUGGCUAUCUGUGACCCACUACGCUAUUCCACUGUGCUUACCAAUAGCCGCAUCCUGGCUAUGGGUCUGGGUAUACUUGCAAAAAGUUUCACUACCCUCUUUCCUUUCCCCUUUCUUGUAAAAAGAUUGCCCUUUUGCAAGGGCAAUGUGCUACACCAUUCAUAUUGCCUUCAUCCAGAUCUGAUGAAAGUGGCAUGUGGAGACAUCCAUGUUAACAAUAUCUAUGGGCUCUUUGUGGUAAUUUUCACAUAUGGCGUGGACUCAGUUUUUAUCCUUCUGUCUUAUGCACUGAUCUUGAGAGCUGUGUUGGUUAUCGCAUCACACGAACAGCGACUCAAGGCACUCAACACCUGUAUAUCACACAUCUGUGCAGUACUGGCAUUUUAUGUGCCCAUAAUUGCUGUCUCCAUGAUCCACCGCUUCUGGAAAAGUGCUCCAGCUGUUGUUCAUGUUAUGAUGUCCAAUGUCUAUCUGUUUGUACCUCCCAUGCUCAACCCCAUCAUCUAUAGCGUGAAGACCAAGGAGAUCCGCAAAGGGAUGCUCAAAGUCUUCCAUAAAUCUCAGACCUGA
Mus caroli (Ryukyu mouse) is the source of this 945-nucleotide messenger RNA. RefSeq names its product olfactory receptor 51I1. Gene Ontology annotation, molecular function: olfactory receptor activity; G protein-coupled receptor activity. The record is from RefSeq and is a predicted model, not a curated record. Gene Ontology annotation, cellular component: plasma membrane. Gene Ontology annotation, biological process: G protein-coupled receptor signaling pathway. NCBI's taxonomy places the organism in Eukaryota, Metazoa, Chordata, Mammalia, Rodentia, Muridae.